AUGGCGACGCUUGCCGCACUCUGCGCUUUGUACUCCAAAGCUUCCGAUGUAACUUCGUCCAAUAUUAUCGUCUUGACAAAUGCCGAUUUCGAGCACAAGACGCAGGCGGGUUCAGGUGCCACUACUGGCGACUGGCUCAUUGAGUUCUAUGCGCCGUGGUGCGGCCAUUGUAAAAAACUAGCGCCUAUAUUCGAAAAAGUGGCGGAUGAGUUAAAAGGUGAAGUAAAUGUGGCCAAAGUGGAUGUGACGGACAACGCAGAGUUGGGCAAGCGUUUCGGUAUUCGUGGAUUUCCAACUAUUCUGCACUUAAGUCAUGGCAAAUCGUACAAGUUUACGGGCCCACGCACACUUAAUGACCUUGUAGCUUUUGCUCGUGAUGGCUUUAAGAAAGUUGAGGGUGAAGUCAUUAGCUCUGCCCCGACGAUCGUGGACUUUGCUCUCCAGCAGGCGUUGGAAGUCAAGAGGGACUUUGUCACGCUGCUGGCGACCAAGAAAAAUGUGCUGCUUGUGACUUUUUCCGGCGGUUUACUGUUGGGAUUCUGGCUUGGUUGUUUGUAUAGCUGCUGUACGAAUCGUGGAAACAAGGCACUCAAAACCAAGAAAGAGUAA
This is a messenger RNA of Plasmopara halstedii, 609 nucleotides long. RefSeq names its product protein disulfide-isomerase domain. Gene Ontology annotation, cellular component: endoplasmic reticulum lumen. The record is from RefSeq and is a predicted model, not a curated record. Gene Ontology annotation, molecular function: protein disulfide isomerase activity; protein-disulfide reductase activity. Gene Ontology annotation, biological process: response to endoplasmic reticulum stress. The transcript has a single exon. The coding region runs from base 1 to 609 and encodes 202 amino acids. Lineage: Eukaryota; Oomycota; Peronosporomycetes; Peronosporales; Peronosporaceae.